AUGAGUCGGCUUGGCUUCCUGUCGAAGCUCUCGCCCAUUGCACACUGGUACGGUGGUGCACGCGGAUUUGCAUCGUCCGCACAUGUUCGCCGCGCCCCCUCUCUAAUUACGCUUGGCGAUCUCUCUGUGCCUGAGCUGGAUGCGUUGUUGCAGCGUGCGUCGCAUUUCAAAAAAACGGUCAAAACCCACGCUCUUGGGCCUGGCGCAAUUGAGCACACCAUGGCAAACAAGACUAUAGCAAUCAUGUUUACGAAGCGCAGUACCCGCACGCGUGUGGCAAGCGAGACAAGUGUAGUCACUCUUGGCGGCCACCCCAUGUUCCUUGCCCCGUCCGAUAUUCAGCUGGGUGUGAAUGAAAGCCUGAUUGAUACUAGCCGCGUAAUAAGCUCCAUGGUUGAUGGUAUUAUGGCACGGGUCGGUGCUCAUGAGGAGAUUGAGACACUUGCCGAACAUUCUAGCGUCCCUGUUAUCAAUGCGCUCUCGAGCAGGUUCCAUCCCACUCAGAUUCUUGCCGAUUUGCUUACCUUGCUUGAGGAUAACAGCAAGCCAGGGGAGCCGCUUCCUUCUUUGUCGCGGCUUAAUGGCCUCAAAGUCGCGUGGGUGGGCGACUCGAACAAUAUUCUCAACGAUAUUCUAGCAUGCUACCCCCGGAUUGGCAUGGACGUAAGUGUUGCCGCGCCAGCGGGAGAUGCCUACGCAAAAGAUCCUGUUGUGUGGGACAUGAUGCAGCGCGGUCUCACCUCGCUCCCGGCUGGCGAGCCCAAAGGCAAGGUCGAUUGGUGCCACAGCCCCGAGCAGGCUGUCCACAAGGCCAACUAUGUUGUCACCGAUACAUGGGUUUCUAUGGGAGAUGAGAACUCCAAGGCACAGCGUAUGCAAGACUUUAACGGCUUCCAAAUCACCGAAGCGCUGUGCAAGCGCGGCAAGGCGGACCCCGAUUGGAGGUUUAUGCACUGUCUCCCUAGGAAAGCAGAGGAAGUUGACGACGAGGUUUUUUACGGACCGCGUUCUCUUGUAUUUCCUGAAGCUGAGAAUCGGAAAUGGACUGCCAUGGCAUGUUUCGACUGGUUGUUUGGUCAGAUACCGCUGGUUUAG
Molecule: messenger RNA, 1095 nt
Organism: Malassezia vespertilionis
Lineage: Eukaryota; Fungi; Basidiomycota; Malasseziomycetes; Malasseziales; Malasseziaceae
Gene: ARG3
Product: ornithine carbamoyltransferase
Exons: 2
Coding region: 1-1095 (364 amino acids)
Biological process (GO): L-citrulline biosynthetic process
Cellular component (GO): mitochondrion
Molecular function (GO): ornithine carbamoyltransferase activity; amino acid binding
Source: RefSeq, a predicted model, not a curated record